AUGGCUUUUACGCAGCGCACUCCCGUUCAAGUGAAUGCGAUUGAGCUGCAAUACCAAGCGCAGCCCCCAAAACUAGGAGCUCCCUUCCGCCAGCCCCCAAAACUACGAUCUCCCUUCCGCCAGCCCCCAAAACUACGAUCUCCCUUCCGCCAGCCCCCAAAACUAGGAGCUCCCUUCCGCCAGCCCCCAAAACUACGAUCUCCCUUCCGCCAGCCCCCAAAACUACGAUCUCCCUUCCGCCAGCCCCCAAAACUAGGAGCUCCCUUCCGCCAGCCCCCAAAACUAGGAGCUCCCUUCCGCCAGCCCCCAAAACUAGGAGCUCCCUUCCGCCAGCCCCCAAAACUAGGAGCUCCCUUCCGCCAGCCCCCAAAACUAGGAGCUCCCUUCCGCCAGCCCCCAAAACUAGGAGCUCCCUUCCGCCAGCCCCCAAAACUAGGAGCUCCCUUCCGCCAGCCCCCAAAACUAGGAGCUCCCUUCCGCCAGCCCCCAAAACUAGGAGCUCCCUUCCGCCAGCCCCCAAAACUAGGAGCUCCCUUCCGCCAGCCCCCAAAACUAGGAGCUCCCUUCCGCCAGCCCCCAAAACUAGGAGCUCCCUUCCGCCAGCCCCCAAAACUAGGAGCUCCCUUCCGCCAGCCCCCAAAACUAGGAGCUCCUUUCCGCCAGCCCCCAAAACUAGGAGCUCCCUUCCGCCAGCCCCCAAAACUAGGAGCUCCCUUCCGCCAGCCCCCAAAACUACGAUCUCCCUUCCGCCAGCCCCCAAAACUAGGAGCUCCCUUCCGCCAGCCCCCAAAACUAGGAGCUCCCUUCCGCCAGCCCCCAAAACUAGGAGCUCCCUUCCGCCAGCCCCCAAAACUACGAGCUCCCUUCCGCCAGCCCCCAAAACUAGGAGCUCCCUUCCGCCAGCCCCCAAAACUAGGAGCUCCCUUCCGCCAGCCCCCAAAACUAGGAGCUCCCUUCCGCCAGCCCCCAAAACUAGGAGCUCCCUUCCGCCGGCCCCCAAAACUAGGAGCUCCCUUCCACCGGCCCCCAAAACUAGGAGCUCCCUUCCGCCGGCCCCCAAAACUAGGAGCUCCCUUCCGCCAGCCCUCAAAACUAGGAGCUCCCUUCCGCCGGCCCCCAAAACUAGGAGCUCCCUUCCGCCGGCCCCCAAAACUAGGAGCUCCCUUCCGCCGGCCCCCAAAACUAGGAGCUGCAUCCUAUCCGCAAAAAAACACGGAAUGGACAUGGAAACAACCAACGUAUUGCUGUUAG
This is a messenger RNA of Bufo bufo (common toad), 1251 nucleotides long. RefSeq names its product repetitive proline-rich cell wall protein 2-like. Lineage: Eukaryota; Metazoa; Chordata; Amphibia; Anura; Bufonidae. Bases 1 to 1251 code for a protein of 416 amino acids. The record is from RefSeq and is a predicted model, not a curated record. The transcript is spliced from 2 exons.